UAUUGUAAAUUACGGAACGCAAUGAUUCUGCUGUGGUCGAUUUACUCGCCGCGGUAGUUUGUAGGCGCAUCACCAAAGCGCUCAACUGAGGAUCCCAGCCACUGACUAGUGCAAUUUCUGUCCACCGGCUAUAUUACCACAAGAACAUUUACAAAGUAUUUUCGAUUUUUUUAUUGGCAAUUUUGUGGAAGGAGACAGUAUUAUUUUGUGGACAGUAUUAUUUUGGUGGAAAGUGAACAAAACUAAAGGGAUGACUGAACACUUGUAAGGAAGCGGUUGACACCUAAGCAUGGCUCUUACGGGGAAUGAGACCUCAGCUUGCCCCGAUUAUGUCCCCCAUUACCUCCUGGUGGGUGAUCCAUUUGCCUCCAAGCUGUCCAAGGAGGCUGACAUCGUGGCUGCCUUCUACAUCUGCAUCAUAGGGAUCCUGUCUGCCACAGGAAAUGGCUAUGUUAUAUACAUGACCAUCAAACGCAAGACAAAGCUAAGGCCGCCUGAGCUCAUGACAGUUAACUUAGCCAUCUUUGACUUUGGCAUAUCAGUCACAGGGAAACCGUUCUUUGUGGCAUCCAGUUUCUCCCACCGCUGGCUGUUUGGCUGGGAGGGCUGUCGUUUCUAUGGCUGGGCUGGCUUCUUCUUCGGUGUUGGCAGCCUCAUCACCAUGACCGUAGUUAGCCUAGACCGAUACCUCAAGAUCUGUCAUCUUAGAUACGGUACGUGGCUGAUGAGGCACCAUGCCUUCCUGUGUCUGGUGUUUGUCUGGCUCUACGCAGGCUUCUGGGCCACCAUGCCCCUGGUGGGCUGGGGCAGCUACGCUCCAGAGCCGUUUGGCACCUCCUGUACCCUGGACUGGUGGCUGGCCCAGACCUCUGUGGCGGGCCAGAGCUUCGUCAUGGCCAUCCUCUUCUUCUGCCUUAUCUUCCCCACCGGCAUCAUCGUCUUCUCCUAUGUUAUGAUAAUCUUCAAGGUCAACUCCUCAGCUAAAGAGAUAUCCCACUUUGACACCAGGAACAAGAACAGCCAUAGCCUGGAGUUGAAACUGACCAAGGUGGCGAUGUUGAUCUGUGCUGGUUUCUUGAUAGCGUGGAUCCCAUAUGCAGUGGUCUCAGUGGUGUCUGCGUUUGGCGAGCCCGACUCAGUGCCUAUCUCUGUCUCUGUGAUCCCCACUCUGCUGGCUAAGUCCUCUGCCAUGUACAACCCCAUCAUCUACCAAGUUAUUAACCUGAAACGCUCCUGUGCAAAAUCCUCCUGUUUCCAAGUCCUGAAGAAGUGUAGACAUUUUAAAAAGUCAAGGUUUUACACCAUUUCUGGCUCACUUAAAGACAGACCAUCCGUAAAAGAGUCUCACAGUGAAAUGUGAGAAAAAGACGGUGAUUCUCUCCUGUGAAAUGACUCUUGGUCUUUCCCCUCACUAGUCCAAUCACAACCCUGCUAUCAACUGCUAAGACAUUGACCACCGCUCACCACCCAGACCUACGCAACCCAGUCUUGCUGUAUCUAUGUUCCUGCUCCAAACAGCUCUCUGUACUCUCCUACCUCAUGUCCCUCUCUGUGUUUACAGCUCAAGGCUGGCACCAAGAUGUUUUUUUUACACUUUAUACAGAUUAUUUUGUAUCGUGUACUCGUGCACCUGUGACUUGCAUAGUUUGAAGAUAUUUAAACUUUUAUGUGCACCUGUAAGAUCUAAAGCGCUGUUCAGAAAGAGGUAUGAUAUACUCUAAAGAGAGCUGGAGGGACUGUGGUGUUGGCGUUUAGCGUUGUCCCCUGCUUCAGGCAGGUCUGACUGUAGCAGCACUUUUCAUCAACGAUCAAAGUCAUCAUGUGAUUCUUACUGUCCCUCUAUGCAUGUUCACAGAUGUCGUUGACAUCACGAAACAAAAUACAAUUUGAGCUCAUACACAAACUGCACGGUCCACUGCUACGUAGCAGCCAGUGGAUGAAGUGGUUGGACCAAAUAAUGAAGGCAAACAGCACAACAAAGUCUGUUAAAGUAGUGGCUAUGUCUUACAGCACUAUGUUCCUGUCAUUGUUAACCAUUAUUUUAUGCACUGAUGUCAGUCUUUACGUCUUAGUUGAGAUCAAUGCUGGUAGUAAAGGUUUAGCCCAUUCAAAGAGAAGUAUAUUCACACACAAGUAGUCAGAAAUCCUUCACUAACAUGAAAUUGUUACGUGAAAUUACCACGUCUGUUUGCGAUAUUUAAUCAACAAAGAAGUUAUUGCAAACCAAAAACACAGUUUCUUUAUUCUCUCGGACAUCAUUGCACAUGCAAUAGAACAGCAAAAUAUGUACUGCAAUUUUUUUUUACCACAAAAACAAAUAUACCUAAGAGCAGCAAUGAACAGGGUUCACAGGAUGACAGAAAGGACAGUUGUAUAGCAACCCAAUGAAAUUACGUUGAACCAACAUGGAAUAGACAUUGAAUUGACGUCUGUGACCAGUAGGAAAACAAGCAGUCUAUCAUGUUGGAACUAUUUCACAUUGUCUAAUGCAGACGAACAAAGUCCACUUGAUCAAUAGUUAUUGCUCUAGUAUCCUAUGGUGCCACUGGUGCCAAUGACAUCUAUAGUCCCACCAACUGGCCUGGUGCAGCCAUUUAAAGUUGCAGUGACUUUAUAUAGAGCCCCACAGUGGAGGUGUCAUAAUACCCAUAAAACCUACAGGGAAAUGGUUUCAAUCAUUUUCCACCAU
Molecule: messenger RNA, 2689 nt
Organism: Salvelinus sp. IW2-2015
Lineage: Eukaryota; Metazoa; Chordata; Actinopteri; Salmoniformes; Salmonidae
Product: opsin-5-like
Biological process (GO): cellular response to light stimulus; G protein-coupled receptor signaling pathway; phototransduction
Cellular component (GO): plasma membrane
Molecular function (GO): G protein-coupled photoreceptor activity
Source: RefSeq, a predicted model, not a curated record